This is a messenger RNA of Oryzias melastigma (Indian medaka), 3806 nucleotides long. RefSeq names its product zinc finger protein ZFMSA12A. The record is from RefSeq and is a predicted model, not a curated record. Lineage: Eukaryota; Metazoa; Chordata; Actinopteri; Beloniformes; Adrianichthyidae. The coding region runs from base 1049 to 3361 and encodes 770 amino acids. Gene Ontology annotation, cellular component: nucleus. The transcript has 7 exons.
UCUGAACUUGAUGCCGGACUGAAGCAGAGAGAGUCCAGCAUGGAUAGUUGAGAUGGUCCUGGUUCCAUCCAUCCCAUAAAUACUAGUUUGACUUUUGCAUUUUUAUAUUUUUAUUCAGUUCUGGUGUAGAUGAUUCACAUUUCUGAAGUUUUUCCAUUUCAACACCUGAACAGAUACGGUUUACCUGCAAAUGUUCCUGGACGAGCACAGAAGCCGAGUUCAACAGUCUGUGAAACUGAAGCUGAUGAAGGUUCCACUCACAUUCAGGACGUCUGCUGGAGCUUUGAUCAAAUCUUUUUGUGCUUAUUUCUGUGAAAAAUGUUUUUCAAGUCUAGCUUUUUAUAAAGUUAGUUAAACGUAAAACGUCAACAUUUGUUUCCUGUUUUCAUUUAAUCAGAAACUUUAAAGCUGCAUGAAAAUGAAACUGAAUAGAACUUCACUAAAAUCAUUUCUACUCUUUACCAGGGUCCCCAAACUUUUUCUUGUGAGGGCCACAUAACUGUUGUCUUUGAUGGGGGGGCUGGUCGAUUUGUAGGCUAACGGAAAAAGUUUUAACAAUUACUGUGUGUCUAAACGUAACAAUUGUGCUUUUAAAGAGACACACACAAUCACAGUUUAACAAUCCAUUUUUGUAAUCUUCACGGGGAAAUAAAUCUAAAACAGUCCAAAAACUGAACCAGUAAAUCAGGAAUCAUCUCCUGUCAUGAUUCUAUUGAGGCGUUGGAAUCCUGCAGAUCCUCACAGAGAUCUUUCCAGUGAUCUGGAUCUCCCAAGAUGAUCUUUAAGUCAUUUUGUUGUUUUUUUUAACUUAUGAAUAACUAUAUAAACGUAUGCACAAAAUUUAUAAUUAAUGUAAAAAAUGUUUAGGUGUAAAACAUGUUAAAGAUUAAAAAAAAAAACGGAAACACGUCACACAGCUCCGUGCAUCGAGUCAAUUCAUUCGUCAGAAGAUCUGUUUCCACUCGGACCAUAAUAACGAUUACACCAUAACAAUCCAGAGAGGACCGCGAAAGUUCGUGCUCACAGUCCGAACCAGCAGAGCAGGAGGAUGAUGUUCUACACACCCGACAGCGGGACCUUCUCCAAGGCCGACAUCCUCCGAGGGAUCAUCACCGAGAAGCUCAGCAUCGCCACCCGCGACAUCCUGGCGGUGGUGGAGAGGACGGUGGCCGACUACGAGGAGGAGGCGUCGGGCUUCAGGCGGAGGAUCGCGCGGCAGGAGCGGCAGCUGGAGCUCCUGCAGCCCCGGGUCCACCUGCACAGGCUGCUGGAGGAACCAGAACCAGAACCGCGGGGCUCGGAGGAGCUGGACCGGACGAGACCGCCGAAGGAGGAGCUGCUCUCCCCGCCGCCUGGUACCCAAGACUCUGUGAGGAUGGACUUUCCUCAGGAGAACAACGAUGAUGAUGAUGAUGGUGGAGGUGGUUUUGAUGAUGAGGCCAAUGAUGAAGAAGAGCAGGUCCAGCCUUCUGCAGGUUCCACUGAAAGCUCCACGGCUCCAGAUGUUGAAAUCCCGUCGAGGUCCAUGUCCCACAGACCUCCACGGCACACAUUCCGGCCCAGAAGAGUCUGGACCAAGAACAGUCCAACCCACCUGGACCUCAGGAUUCGGUUGAUGAUGGACCCAAACGUGUCUGUGUUCCGAUGCGCUUAUUUGAAGAACACUCUUGUCCGGGACUUCAGUUUUCCUCGAGAUCUCCCAGAGUCAGAAUUCGUGGAUCUGCUCAGGUCCUCCUUCCCGCCGCUGGCUGGGAGUCACAAAGCCUUUGAUAUCUACACCGUCAACCGAAGUAAGAAGCUGCUGAAGCUUCCGCUGAAGACCAUGACACCCAAUGAGAUCAUCAGGAGCAUCAAGGCCAACGCGCCUCUGGCCACCAUCCUCGUCAUCAAGCUGCAGAACCCAGAAGCUAAGAAGAAGUCAGAGGAAACAUCUGAGGAGAAACUCAAAGGAGCAUCUGAGGAGAUCAAGGAGGAAUCUGAGGAGAACACUGAGGAGAACAUGGAGGAGGACACUGAAGAGGAGCACCUGGAGGAGGACAUUGAAGAGAAUGUGGAGGACAGUGAGGGCAUAGAAGAUUCCCAUGUGUCGACUGUAAAGGACCAACCUUCAUCCUGUGAUGCUGAAGCAGCAGAAGACGAAGCUGGACCAAGUUCGAGCUCGGAUCAACAUGGUUUCAGAGAGGAAGCUGGGAUCAGAGACUCACCAAAACACCAUAAAGACUCUGAGGUGGAUGAUGUGGACCAAGUUGAUGCCUCUACUGAAGAUCCAGAAUGGAGACUGACAUGUGAGCAGCAAAAAGUGGUGAAGAAAACACCCAAAAAAAGUCUAGGAAAACGGUGGAAAAAAAGGGCCUGUAAAGUCUGUGGGUUCUGGUACAGAUCCUUGGGCAGUUUGAUCAAACAUGCAUGGACUCACAUGAAUGAACCGCAAAGAGUUUGUGGCGUCUGUGGAGACACUUUUGAAUCCACCGAAGGGUUUCAGGAACAUCUGAGAACCUACGAUGAAGUCUACAAGUGUGAGGAAUGUGGUAAAAUCUUUGUUAACAUCUACACAUUCAGAAGACAUCUAGUCAUGCACUCAGAAAACGUGGACAUCCGGUGUGACGUUUGUGAGAAAAAGUUUGGAAGCAAGGCCGCACUGAACUUGCACAGCUGGAACCACGUAGAGGACCGGCCGCACAAGUGCGAUCUCUGUGAAAAGUCCUUUGGUCUGAAAAGUCUUCUGCAGGCUCAUAGAAAGAACCAUGAGAACAAGUGCCACGUCUGCGAAAAGAGCUUCUCCACCAGCCAAAAUUUGUUUCGGCACCUGAUGAGUCACUCGGAAAACGGCAACUUUGUGUGUGACGUUUGUGGGAAACGCUUAAAAAACUUAUUCACACUGAACAGCCACAAGCAGCUUCACAUGACCAGAGAACGGUCGUUCCUCUGCCAUAUCUGCUGCAAAGCCUUCUACUGCAACAGAACGCUGAAAACUCACUUGAUGAUCCACAGCAGCGAGAGGCCGUUCGUCUGCCAGGACUGUGGCAAAAGCUUUUUGGCAAAAGGAGACCUGAAGAAUCACCAACGAGUUCAUACCGGAGAGAGACCAUACGUCUGCUCCCACUGUGGACAGCGCUUCAAGAAUAAGACGAAUCUUAAACAACACGUCAGGACCCACUUGGGCAUCAAACCCUUUGUUUGCAACUUGUGCGGGAAGGCUUCUGCAACUUUGCCACUCCUGAGGAUCCACAUGAGGACCCACACUGGAGAAAGACCCUACAAGUGCUCUCUUUGUGACAAGACCUUCACCCAGAGCCACUGUCUGAAAACACACAUGAUGAAGAACCAUGCUGGAGAGAACCAGAACCAGACCGGACCCUAAAGAACCUUUAUCAGAACAAUCCAAACGGACUUCAGAACAUGAUGCUGGAUUGAAACGGAAGCUCCAGAGAGAAACUUUCUGUGCUCGUCACUAACAGGAGGAAUGUAGUCUGGUCAAAAUGGAGACAAAGGAUUUUAACUGAGGUAAACAUUCUUUCUGUGUCUUCCAGAAACACAAGGUAAACGACAAUAUAAUUACUCUUAGUUAGCAUUCUAAGAUGGUCUUUAGCAGGGACAACAUUUUUAAUUAAUGGUUGUAUUACUGAGUAUAACCUUGAUUUUAUGUUUUGAAACCCAGUUAGAUGAAAACAACAGCUCAGCUGUUCUCACUGAGUCAACAGGUGUUUGUUCAGUGGAAGGAAAGGUGGUUGGAGUUUAAUGUUGAGAACAUUUUGGCUGGAGAAAAUAAAACCCUCCAACUCCAAAAAGACUGUGUGUGGUCUCUU